Molecule: messenger RNA, 1020 nt
Organism: Colletotrichum abscissum
Lineage: Eukaryota; Fungi; Ascomycota; Sordariomycetes; Glomerellales; Glomerellaceae
Exons: 3
Coding region: 1-1020 (339 amino acids)
Source: RefSeq, a predicted model, not a curated record
AUGCGUAUUACACUGGACCAUCCACACCGUGACCGCCAGGCCCUCAGCCUGCUGCACCACACCACUGCCAUCCAACAUGAAGCCAUGUUUUCACCCGAUAGCAACAAAAGAAUUGAUGAGAAAAGCCUUUUCUCGUACACCAAGCCCGAAUUGAGCAUCAACUUGAAAAUGAUCAAGUACUGGUUCGUCUUGGACCAAACUCAUUAUGAGGCGCCCGUUUAUGUGGAUGAGACGUACAGGGAAGCUUGCGGCACUCUUCUUUUGGGACACAUCAUUCCUGGUAUCAAGAGUCUGGAUCAAGUCAUCAACAGAGACGAGCUGCCUGGCUUUCCUCGAACCUUUCGGGUCCAACGAUCGACACAGAGCAACGUCUCUUGGUCUCGCAGCACACAGUUAGAUGGCAGUGCCGGCGCGAGCGCAGGUGCUCCAGCUCUUGCCGGGGUAGGGAUAAGUAUCCAAGCCGGGGUGAAAGUAGGGUCGACUACGGGAGGCAGUGACUCAUGGGAGUUCGAUCAGUUGGAGACACAGGCCAUUGCGCCUACGACAAACUAUAUUCAGGAUUGCAUCAGGGCUCCUCAAGUUGCUGCAUAUGUCAAGCAGCGCAAGAUACUGGGCAGCUGGAAGCUUUACAUGAUUACCGGAAUCAAAAUUGGAAAAGGCGCAAAACUUGAACACAGAGACUGCCAGGGAAAAUCCGGGGGUUCAAACCCGGGCAUCGACAUCGCUGAUGCCUUCAAUGUGGGAAUCGAGGGCCAGUAUUCUCGGCUAACCGAGACAUCAGUGACAGCUCAAUAUGACGAUGCCUUCAUUUGGGCUGUCAGGCUACUUGAGAUCUCAGGUAGUUGGUUUCAUUCAAGUAUUGGGCUUAAAGCUGUCACUACGGGAACCACACUUGGUCUAGACAAAACCCAGGCUACUGCCGAAGCAACUGCCCUUGCCGCCGGGCUGGAUAAUUAUUGUGUAAUAAGCUCUGAUCAUCCAGGGGAUGAUGAGGAAAUCUUGCUUCUCGCUGUCGACUGA